Molecule: messenger RNA, 1389 nt
Organism: Artibeus jamaicensis (Jamaican fruit-eating bat)
Lineage: Eukaryota; Metazoa; Chordata; Mammalia; Chiroptera; Phyllostomidae
Gene: NAP1L2
Product: nucleosome assembly protein 1 like 2
Biological process (GO): nucleosome assembly
Cellular component (GO): nucleus; chromatin
Molecular function (GO): histone binding; chromatin binding
Source: RefSeq, a predicted model, not a curated record
AUGUCCAAGUCAGUCAACUACAAGGAAUUUUUAGAGUCCAGGCAAGCAGAGGCUGGUAAUAAGGUGAUGGUGGAGGGGCUGGGGAAACUGCUGGAGAGCAGUGAAAAUGCUGCAGCUUGGCCUGGAGAUGAUGGGGAGCGUGGUGAAGAAUCAGCCUCUUGUCCUGGGGAAGAAGGGAGAAAAUAUGAAGAUGCUGCUGGGUCUGGGGAAGGAGGGGUAAGAAGUGAAGAUACUGAUGAGGAUUCAGAUCCAGACCAUCCAAAAAGACUUAUUGGUUAUCUUUUAGAUACAGACUUUGUUGAAAGUCUACCUGUCAAAGUUAAGUACCGUGUGUUAGCCCUCGAAAAGCUUCAAACUAGAGUGGUGAAUCUAGAAGCCAAAUUCCUGAGGGAAUUUCAUGGAAUUGAGAGAAAGUUUGCUGAAAUGUAUCAGCCCUUGUUGGAAAAAAGAUGUCAGAUCAUCAAUGCAAUCUAUGAGCCUACAGAAGAGGAAUGUGAAUAUAAAUCAGACUAUGAGGACUAUAAUGAUGAGGAGAUGUAUGAUGAGGAAGAAAUGUGUGGUAAUGAAGAGGGUAUGGUACAUGAGUAUAUGGAUGAGGAUAAUGGUUAUGAGGAAGAUUAUUAUGAUUAUGCUGUUGAGGAGGAGGAGGAUGACGAUGAUGAUGAUGACGAUGAGGAUGACAUCGAGGCUACUGGGGAAGAUAAUAAAGAAGAUCCUAAAGGAAUUCCUGAUUUUUGGCUGACAGUCUUAAAAAAUGUUGACACAGUCACUCCUUGGAUUAAGAAAUGUGAUGAACCUAUUCUGAAGCUCCUGACAGAUAUUAAAGUGAAGCUUUCAGAUCCUGGCGAGCCUCUCAGUUUCACGCUAGAGUUUCACUUCAAACCUAAUGAAUAUUUCAAAAAUGCACUGCUGACAAAGACCUAUGUGUUGAAGUCAAGGCUAGCAUAUUAUGAUCCCCAUCCCUAUAGGGGAACUGCGAUUGAGUAUUGCAUAGGCUGUGAGAUAGAUUGGAAUGAAGGAAAGAAUGUCACUUUGAAAAUCAUCAAAAAGAAGCAAAAACAUCGGAUCUGGGGGACAAUUCGAACUGUCACCGAACAUUUCCCCAAGGAUUCAUUCUUCAAUUUCUUUACUCCUUGUAGAAUCAGUUCAAAUGGAAAGGAUGGAAAUGAUGAUUUUUUACUUGGUCACAAUUUACGUACUUACAUAAUCCCAAGAUCGGUAUUAUUUUUCUCAGGUGAUGCACUUGAAUCUCAGCAGGAGGGGGUAGUUAAGGAAGUUAAUGAUGAAAUUUAUAACAAAAUUAUUUAUGAUAAUUGGAUGGCUGCAAUUGAGGAAGUUAAAACCUGUUGCAAAAAUCUUGGGGCAAUGGUAGGAGACAUUGAUCGCUAA